Molecule: messenger RNA, 2006 nt
Organism: Liolophura sinensis
Lineage: Eukaryota; Metazoa; Mollusca; Polyplacophora; Chitonida; Chitonidae
Product: developmentally-regulated GTP-binding protein 2-like
Exons: 14
Coding region: 82-1176 (364 amino acids)
Molecular function (GO): GTP binding; GTPase activity
Source: RefSeq, a predicted model, not a curated record
GCAUUGCUGAUUCAGAAAACAUUCGUCCACAUGUGUGCAGUGCAACUGUUGUCGCCUUGACAGAAAAAUCUUGUUAGAAAGAUGGGCAUUUUAGAAAAGAUCAGUGAAAUUGAGAAGGAGAUUGCUCGGACCCAGAAAAACAAAGCUACCGAGUACCACUUGGGUCUCCUGAAAGCAAAACUAGCCAAGUACAGACAGCAGCUACUAGAGCCACAAGGAAAGGCUUCUCAAAAGGGUGAGGGAUUUGAUGUUAUGAAAAGUGGAGAUGCCAGGGUUGCAUUGAUUGGGUUUCCUUCAGUCGGCAAGUCUACAUUGCUGAACACUUUGACGUCCACCCAUUCGGCAUCAGCAUCAUAUGAGUUUACAACACUGACUUGUAUUCCUGGUGUGAUUGAGUAUCAUGGUGCUAACAUUCAGUUGUUAGAUCUCCCAGGAAUUAUUGAGGGAGCUGCUUCAGGUAAGGGAAGAGGUAGACAGGUUAUUGCGGUUGCCAGAACUGCAGAUCUUGUAGUCAUGAUGUUAGAUGCAACAAAGGGAGAAAAACAGAGAGAACUUCUGGAGGCAGAGUUGGAAAGUGUUGGUAUACGACUUAACAAGAGGAAACCUAACAUUUAUUUCAAGCAAAAGAAAGGAGGUGGUAUUUCCUACAACUCAACGUUGACACUUACCAAAAUCAAUGAGAAGAUGGUACAAAUGAUCUUACAUGAGUACAAAAUAUUUAAUGCUGAGGUGCUGUUCAGAGAAGACUGUAACUCAGAUGAGUUUGUGGAUGUCUUACUUGGAAACCGGGUCUACAUGCCUUGUCUAUAUGUGUAUAAUAAGAUAGAUCAGAUAUCUAUAGAGGAGGUGGACAAGAUUGCUAGAAGACCCUAUUCUGUUGUUGUGAGCUGUAAUAUGAAGCUUAAUCUGGACUACUUCCUGGACAGAGUUUGGUUGUCCCUGGCUUUAGUACGGGUCUACACAAAGAAGAGAGGAGAGCGGCCUGACUUCGAGGGUGGCUUGAUUCUGAGAGCCGGUGCUACUGUGGAACAUGUGUGCCAUGCUGUACAUAGAAGUCUAGUGGACGGCUUCAAGUAUGCUUUAAUAUGGGGAACAAGUGCUAAAUACAGCCCACAGAGAGUUGGCAUUCAACAUUUGGUGAAUGAUGAAGAUGUUAUACAAAUUGUAAAGAAAUAGUGUCUCCUGUCUCCUGUUUUCUGUCAACAAACAUCGUAACAGCCUUUGCUAUGGUUUCAAUGCGGUCAGAUUCAGUUUUCCUGAUUCUAGUGCAUAUUGGCAAAUACAGUCACGUGGACUAUGCAUGUUUUACAGACUUCUACAGGACUUUUGAACCUUAUAACAUGUUCAGACUGAAUCUGUAAUUGAAUUGUUUGCACAUGACAUCACAGUGGGACAGUGUUGUAAAGUGAUAGAUUCAUGCUUGCAGCCUUAUCUACCAGAAGAAACUAAUUACGCCCCCUGAAUGUCCUCACAUGGUAUCGAGGGUAUAUGUAAUGUCUCUUUAUAGACUCUCAUUCUUUUAGCUCCAAUGGAGACUGCAGAAAUCUGGACAAAAGGAGGUGUCAAUGUCUUUCACUUGAGAGAAUGCUGCAAAUUUUCAAUAAAGAAUAAGAUAUGUCAUGCCAUGCUACUUCUUGAAAAUCUGUAAUUAUGACACUGAAGUAGCCUCUAUUGUCUCUGCCUACUUAACAGUAUGAAAUAGUGAAUGUGACCCCAAGAAAGGAUUAAAAUUAAUGAUGAAAAGCAUUUUUUAUGAGAUGAGAAAUCCUUUAACUACUUAGUCAAGCCACAGAGACCUGAAUGGUCUAAGUUUAUCCAGAUACAUGUAUAGACUGUUAUGUGCAAUGAUGCUCUAGGUUGCUAUCCUUAUCAUUGACUAUUAAUAACAGUUAUAUUAAGGAUUAAAUACUUAAAUACAGAGUAAGAGGAGAUUAUCCAAGCACUGCUUGUAUAUCCAGCCUGUGGACGACUUUGUACUUGUCAUAUUGACAACUUAUAUAGUUCAA